AUGCCCGCGAAGGGUAGUCUAGAAUCCAUUGGCAGUGUCCGUGCCAUGCACGAACGAGCAAACGCUGAAACCGCAGACAAUUCAGAUUUCGGCAAGUUCCAGCACGAGAGUGAUCCUCAUGCCAAUCAUAUUUUCGCAAUGUUUGGACAAGAAGCAUACGACGAGUAUAUCCGCGAUGUCGCGGCACAACGUCAACGCGAAAAAAGUGAAGCCACCGAGAAGCUCGCUCGCCGCACCGCCCGUAUGAGACGAUUCCUUAACAUCCAUACCAGGAUCGAACACAAGCUUGCAACUCUCGUCACCAACGUCGCCAGCAAGGUUGUCCAGCGCCAUAUCACCGCCUAG
Molecule: messenger RNA, 345 nt
Organism: Letharia columbiana
Lineage: Eukaryota; Fungi; Ascomycota; Lecanoromycetes; Lecanorales; Parmeliaceae
Exons: 2
Coding region: 1-345 (114 amino acids)
Source: RefSeq, a predicted model, not a curated record